AUCAACGAGCUACGCAAAAAGGUAAGACAUUGACCUUCAAUCGUUGUUCAGGUAGGACAUGCAACUUUCUCUACAUCCUGGGGUGGCAUGAUACCAUUGCAUGAGCAGACGGAAGCGAGACAUCCGGGCUCGGACCGAGCUACCUGGAUAGUUGCAUCAUAUGUUUCUAUUCCUUCCCUCCCCUCUUUCCCCUCACUCUCUUUGCCUUCAUGACCUCUGCCAAACUCACCAUUCAACAUACAGUAUCUCAAUCAACAAUACGCAUACAAUACAAUGGCAUCACCACGGAUACUUCUCCUUGGCGGCCACGGCAAGGUGUCCCUCCUCAUGACUCCCAAGCUUCUCUCCCGCUCCUGGAACGUCACCUCCGUAAUCCGAAACCCAGACCAAAAAGCCGAUAUCCUCGAAGCGGGUAAGAAUGGACCUGGGAAGAUUGAUGUUUUGGUAGAGAGCUUGGAGGAUGUGAAAAGCGAUGCACAGGCAAAGGCUAUCCUGGAGAAGACAAAGGCGGAGUGGGUUAUUUGGAGCGCUGGAGCCGGAGGGAAAGGAGGCCCUUCGCGUACGAAUGCAAUUGAUAGAGACGCAUGCAUCCACUUCAUCCGUGCCUCCCUCUCUUCAUCCACCAUCACUAAAUUUCUCAUUAUAUCUGCUUUAUCCUCUCGCAGAGAUCGUGCAGCAUGGUGGGAUGACGAAAGCUGGGCCAUGGCACGGAAAUUCAACGAGGAGAUUGCGCCCACAUAUUAUAAGGCCAAGCUUGCGGCGGACGAGACACUCACAGUGCUUGGGGAACAAAAGAAGGGCUUCGGGUAUAUCAUACUUAGGCCAGGGGGCUUGACGGAUGAUAAGGAGGUUGGGAAGAUCAGCUUUGGCAGAACGAAAGCGAGGGGGAUGGUGACGAGGGGAGAUGUUGCGGAGGUGGCGGGUAAGUUGCUUGAGAAGGAGGGUGUGAGGGGUUGGUUUGAUCUACUUGGUGGGGAGGAGGAGACGGACGCUGCGGUGAAGAGGGUGCUGAGCGAAGGGGUCAAUAGUAUGGAAGGGGAGGAUUUGGAGGCUAUGAAGAAGGACGUGACACCUUUGUGAGGUAUUUUAUGGCCAUGAAAAGAUUGUCAUUUUGCAUAUUGACGAGUCGACUCUUGUGUGAUGUAUUUGGAGCAUGGGUGGGUACUCUUUUAUUAGAUUAAAACAUUGCAAGUGCACAGAAUUGUCGGUGGAAAUGAAUUUCUCACUGAAUCUGGAAAUCAAACCCUG
This is a messenger RNA of Hyaloscypha bicolor E, 1248 nucleotides long. RefSeq names its product NAD(P)-binding protein. The record is from RefSeq and is a predicted model, not a curated record. The coding region runs from base 274 to 1080 and encodes 268 amino acids. The transcript has 2 exons. Lineage: Eukaryota; Fungi; Ascomycota; Leotiomycetes; Helotiales; Hyaloscyphaceae.